Molecule: messenger RNA, 972 nt
Organism: Sporothrix brasiliensis 5110
Lineage: Eukaryota; Fungi; Ascomycota; Sordariomycetes; Ophiostomatales; Ophiostomataceae
Exons: 2
Coding region: 1-972 (323 amino acids)
Biological process (GO): endoplasmic reticulum to Golgi vesicle-mediated transport
Cellular component (GO): trans-Golgi network; membrane
Source: RefSeq, a predicted model, not a curated record
AUGGCGUCCGUCAACCGCAAAGACUAUGGCCCUGCGCCGCAAAUCGAAGACGACGACCUCAUCGAUCCGGAUGAUGCCGACCUCGAUGACCUUGACGACCCCUUGGCGCCCGAGGCGUCCUCGUCACGAGCUCCCUUGCGCGGCAACAUCGGCUCUUCCUCAACAGCAGGCCCCAGCAGCGGCUCUGGCUCUGGCAGCUUCGGCCGCUCCAUCAGCGGAAAUUACCUGACCUCCCAAAUCCCUGGCGAAGACCGCUCGGCACCCACCAACACCAUCGACGAGAGCGUGUGGGCGACCCUGCGCCGGGACCUGCUUGCCGUCUGGGCCAAGAUGCGCGAGGUCCUGUACCCGCGGUACCUCUUUGGCGGCUCCAUGUUUGACGCCGACGGCAAUGGCGGCAGUGGUGGCAGUGGCGGUGGCGGCCUUCGUGGUGCCUAUGCGACGCUGCGCAACGCAGGCCUGGCCGGCACGCGCGACGAGCUGGCCGGCCUGGCCGGCCGCAUGCUCGACCCAGAGUCUCUGCUGCGCCAGAGCAACAUGACCCCUGGACUGCGCGACUGGGACCUGUGGGGCCCCCUCGUCUUCUGCCUGCUGCUCAGCAUGCUCCUGAGCUUCAACGCGCGGGAGAAGCAGCGCGAGCUCGUGUUUUCGGGCGUCUUUGCCAUGGUCUGGAUCGGCGAGGCCGUUGUGACACUGCAGAUCAAGCUGCUCGGCGGCAACAUUUCCUUUGCACAGAGCGUCUGCAUCAUCGGCUACACACUGUUCCCGCUUGUGAUCGCGGCGCUGCUCUCGGCGCUGAGCCUGCCGACGGUGGCGCGCAUUCCCGUGUACCUGGUGCUGGUGGUGUGGGCCAUGGCGGCGGGUGUGAGCAUCCUAGGGGGCAGCGGCGUGGUCAAGAACCGCGUGGGCAUUGCCGUAUACCCGUUAUUUGUCUUUUACCUGGGCCUGGGCUGUCUGUGCUUCAUCAGCUAG